GAAAGCUUUGGCAGCGGAGCGAGAGACAAGUGCUGAACCAUGAAACGUGCGAGCCCCAUUCCUACGAGCCUGACUCAGACUUAACCGCUAAUCGGGUCGAUUCCCGUCCGCUUUAACCCCACGGUUCUCCCCUCGCUGAAUCUGUGCGCGACCUGGGACAUGGAGCGGCAGAGCCCAGGGGAGAGGCGGGCGGAUACUAACAGGACCGUAGCCCCCGCCCCCGCCGCCGCCGCCACCACCACCACCGCCCCCACCACGUCGGCUGCAGUCACCGUGGCAACAGUCAGCGCCAGCAGCAGCACCACGUGCAUCCGGGCGCCCUCGGCUUCCCUCGGCAUCGUCCCGUCGGACAGGCAGGCAGUCCAGGUGAUCCAGCACGCCAUCCACAGACCUCAGAGCAUGGCGGCCCAGUACCUGCAUCAGAUGUACGCGGCCCAGCAGCAGCACCUCAUGCUGCAGACGGCAGCCCUGCAGCAGCACCAGCACAACCCCCAUCUGCAGAGUCUGGCAACCAUACAGCAGGCUUCAGUCUGUCAGAGGCAGUCUCCGUCUUCAUCUACUGGCAGUUUGGUUCAACCUGCUGGUGGUUCCCAAAGCUCGAUCACAUUACCAGCGUCUCCAGUGGCAGCCCAGCUGAUUGGCCGCACCCAAACAUCCAACUCCACUGCUGCUGCAACCACCAUAUCGCAGCAGGCCAUGCUCCUGGGAAACAGACCCACCAACUGUAACCAAGCUCAGAUGUACCUUCGAACUCAGAUGCUUAUUCUAACUCCUGCAGCCCCUGUGGCUGCAGUUCAGUCAGACCUCCCUGCUGUCACCUCCUGCUCCUCUUUACCUACCUCCUCUCAGGUGCAGAAUCUGGCUCUGCGUGCCCACUUGCCUGGAGCUCUGGCUACAGCCCACAGUGUCAUCCUAAAGCCGCCGGCCCAGUCCCAAGCCUUGUCUCCAGCUGCCUCUUUGUCCAAGACGUCAGUCUGUGCUCUGAAGACCGGCCAGUUGACUGACACCUCAACUGAAACAGGUCAGCCUGGACCCCAGAUUAUAACCCCAGUGCAGACCCACGCUCUGGUCAAGCAGCAGCUGUCCUGUCCAUCAGGCCAGCGGGUAGCACACCACCAGCUCAUCCUCCAGCAGGCCACAGCGGGCGCUCUCAACCACAGACAGCUCCAGCCCAUUGCCCUCAGAGUGGCCCCCCAAGAGACCAACUCCAGCCCUCUUCCUCUUUCAGUCAAAAGACUGACCGCUCUCAGCACCCAGUCACAAACCAACAGUGACCCCCAAGCCCCCUCUUCUUCUUCUUCUUCUUCUUCUUCUUCUUCGUCUUCUUUUUCUUCUUCUUCUUCUUUUUCUUCUUCCUCUUCUUCUUCGUCUGUCACCAGCGUGUUUGCAUCAUCAGCUCAGACCUCAAUCCCAGCUGCCACCGUUCAGCCUCAGCCUCCUCCUCUGGUGGCCGCUCCACAGCGUCGGCUCUCGUUCCCACAAGUGCAGAAUCAGCCUCCGCCUCCUCCUCCACCUCUGGUUCUCCCCAGGCUGCCCAAGAACCCCCCAGCCUCCCUCCAGAGGUUGUCCAUGCACUCCGUCCAGGCUUUGGCCGUCCAGUCGGGGCAGGUGCUGCUGACAGAGCAGGAGCUCCCUGUGGCGGAGGCCCUGGUCCAGAUGCCCUACCAGAACCUGCCUCCUCCUCAGACGGUGGCUGUCGAUCUGAAAGUGCAUCCGGUCAGACGCAAUGAAACUCCAUCGUCGGGGCAAACAUGCAAAGUGAAUGGACUGAGCUCAGAGGAGAGGAAAGAUGAAUGUUGUCCAAGUCGACAGAGAGACAGGACCCCUAUACCCCUCGUUGUGGCUCAUAAGCAGAACGGUACAGCAGUGAUGGGUUCAUCCCCCAUCAUCUCCAGUCACUCAGUGAUCAGGUCACCACAGGUGGAGGAGCCCUCCCAGCUCACCACCACCACCAACAGUAGCUGCAGCAGCACUAGCAGCAGCAGCAGCAGCAACCCUCCUCCUCCACCUCCUCCUCUGCCUCCUCCCAUCCUUCCUGCUGCAGUCAGAGGCCCCAGCCAGCCUCCCUCUGCCCCGGCCAGCCUCCCAGGAAGCCCCGACAGGAUACUUACAACCCAUGUCCUCACACACCUCAUAGAGGGCUUUGUCAUCAGAGAGGGCCUGGAGCCAUUCCCGGUGGGUCCUUCCUCGCUCUUAGUAGACCAGCAGGCUUCACUUCCAGAGUCCCAGGAGAUACACACCAACGGGGAUGCAGCGGCAGAGGACAGUCCUCUGGAUGCUGACCAGUCAGAUUCAACAGACUCUGAGAUGGAAAACGAUGGCCCUACAGCAGAUGUUGCAGAGCUGGGGGAGAGUGUGCUGCAGUGUGAAUACUGCGGGAGCAGAGGUUAUGCUCAGACGUUUCUGCGCUCCAAACGCUUCUGCUCCAUGACGUGUGUCCGAAGGUUCAAUGUGAGCUGCACCAAGCGAAUCACCAUACUGAGAGCGGGCCGCUGGGGUCACAGGCCAACGGGCAGGAGAGGACGACCCCCCAGCCGAGUCAAUGAAGCCUCCAGAGUGCAUUUCCUGAGACAGGCUCAUGGGUCAUGUGGCUCAGAGGAGACUCAGCAGGGUUCACUGAGAGAGGAGGACGACGAGGCGCAGGAGGAGGAGGAGGAGGAGGAGGAGGAGGAGGAGGAGGAGGAUGAACCUCCCGUUCCCAUGAAGACCAGGCUCCGGAAGCAGGCUGAGAGGCAGCGAGAGAGGGAGAGGGAGCAAGAGAGACAGCAGAGGAUGCCAGAAGCAAUCAGUGUUUCUGACGGAGAGGAAGACGUCGGCUGUCCCUCCCAGUGGAACGUGGAACAAGUGUUUUCUUAUAUCAGCUCCCUGCCAGGUGGUCGCGAUGUAGCCGAAGAGUUUCGCUCCCAGGAAAUAGACGGACAGGCUCUGCUGCUUCUCACAGAGGAUCACCUGGUCAGCACCAUGAACCUUAAACUGGGACCUGCACUGAAACUCUGUGCCCACAUUAACUCUCUGAAAGAUGCAUAAACAAUUAACAUUCCUACUCUCCAAGCGUGAGGUUUGGGUUUUUUUUCUGGACCAGGAUGAAGAAAAACAGAACAAUGGUCUUAUUUUAACUCCCCGCCCCCUGCAGGGACAACAAGGAGGCACCAAUCAUCUUUAACGUUGUCUGGCUUGUCCUCAGAUUUGUACAAAGUCGGUUCAGACACAGAGCGGAUUGUGCAAAACUGAAAUCAUGACCGCACAGACCGCAGUUUUCCUGAGACCACUGCCAAGGAUUUCAUUCCUGACACCUCCAGCUGUUCCAGCUGUUAGCCUGUCACACAGCGGAGGUUUCGGCUUGAAGUCCACUCACUCUCAUGGCUGAUUUUAACACAAAGAUGAGCAGUUCCUUCUAUUACCUCUGAUCAUUCCAUUGUAGUGAUUGUAGCAUUUUUGCUCCAGUUAUCCAUUUGUUUCAAAAUGGUUUUCAAAGAUCUUUGUAUCAUUUGUAAACAAAGAGAACAUCUUAACAUUUUCAUUGUUACACAUAAAGGAUGCCGUACGACUUCAAAGUUUACAAAACAGAUUAUUGCCUACUAUCUUGGGGGCGGAGUUUGAUACAUCAUCAUCAGCAAACAGUUGUAAUUACUUAUGAAAGCUAACUGAUAA
Molecule: messenger RNA, 3651 nt
Organism: Xiphias gladius (swordfish)
Lineage: Eukaryota; Metazoa; Chordata; Actinopteri; Istiophoriformes; Xiphiidae
Gene: phc3a
Product: polyhomeotic homolog 3 (Drosophila)
Exons: 14
Coding region: 160-3027 (955 amino acids)
Cellular component (GO): PRC1 complex; nucleus
Molecular function (GO): zinc ion binding; protein binding
Source: RefSeq, a predicted model, not a curated record